Molecule: messenger RNA, 1829 nt
Organism: Stegastes partitus (bicolor damselfish)
Lineage: Eukaryota; Metazoa; Chordata; Actinopteri; Pomacentridae
Product: serine/threonine-protein phosphatase 2A catalytic subunit alpha isoform-like
Exons: 7
Coding region: 205-1134 (309 amino acids)
Molecular function (GO): protein serine/threonine phosphatase activity
Source: RefSeq, a predicted model, not a curated record
UUUUCCCUCUGCACACACACACAUACACGCACGCACACACACACACACACACACACUCGGUGCUUGUGACCACACAGCCUGCUAGGACGUAGCGUAGCCGGGACACCGAAACGUAACGAAAUAGCCAGAGAUUUUUCCGGAGGUGUUUUGUUUUUUUUUCCCUCCCAAAAGCUGCUUGGCUCGCUAGCUGACGGCAAACCAGGCAUGGACGACAAGUCAUUCACCAAGGAGUUGGACGGAUGGAUUGAACAACUGAAUGAGUGCAGGCAGCUCUCAGAGAAUCAGGUCAAAGUCCUCUGCGAAAAGGCCAAGGAGAUUUUGACAAAAGAGUCCAAUGUACAAGAGGUGAGAUGUCCAGUGACGGUCUGCGGAGAUGUCCAUGGACAGUUUCAUGACCUCAUGGAGCUGUUUAAGAUUGGGGGAAAGUCUCCAGACACUAACUACCUCUUCAUGGGAGAUUAUGUUGACAGAGGCUACUAUUCUGUAGAGACAGUCACACUCCUGGUUUCUCUUAAGGUAAGGUUUCGCGAACGAAUCACAAUUCUCAGAGGGAACCACGAGAGCAGACAGAUCACACAAGUGUACGGUUUUUAUGACGAGUGCUUAAGGAAAUAUGGGAAUGCCAAUGUUUGGAAGUACUUCACAGACCUGUUUGACUAUCUGCCCCUUACGGCGCUGGUGGAUAAUCAGAUUUUCUGCCUCCAUGGAGGAUUAUCACCUUCAAUAGACACACUGGAACACAUCAGAGCGCUGGAUCGCUUGCAAGAGGUUCCUCAUGAGGGUCCAAUGUGUGACUUGUUAUGGUCAGACCCAGAUGACCGUGGUGGCUGGGGCAUCUCUCCACGUGGUGCUGGUUACACGUUUGGGCAGGACAUUUCCGAGACUUUCAACCACGCAAACGGCUUAACUUUGGUUUCAAGAGCCCACCAGCUGGUGAUGGAGGGCUAUAAUUGGUGCCACGAUCGCAAUGUAGUGACAAUUUUCAGUGCACCAAACUACUGUUAUCGUUGCGGAAAUCAGGCAGCAAUCAUGGAACUUGACGACACAUUGAAAUACUCCUUCCUACAGUUUGACCCUGCACCACGCAGAGGAGAGCCCCAUGUGACGCGGCGUACGCCGGACUAUUUCCUGUAAAGAUCACCAGUGAGGAUGUUAACAGGCUGCACAGAGGCUUGAGAAAAUAAGCAUUCAAACCCCCAAAAUUGUGUGCCAUAAUCACAAUAAAAUGGAAACUGUCACAUCUAGCUAAACACCACCGUCCUUUCAACUUUUUUCUCUCUGUGCAUGAUGUUUUAAUUGCUAAAAAUGAUUGCUACUAUGAACAAUACUGUUGUAAUACCUGCUGGUCUGUCAGGCAAUGAACUAAUGCUGAGAAUAAUGACUAAAUGUUAGUAAUCUUUGUAUUAGGGUGUUAAUGAUGACCAGAGUGUGUUGCCAUAUAAAGUAUAUAGGCUGCAUCUUUCACUUGGCAUGGCCUCAGAGCAAAGGUUGCAGUACAUAUAAUGUGAACUCUUCUUUUUUUGUAACUGAAGCGCAACUGUUAUUUAUUUUGUGAAGUGAGAUGAUAGGGUUAAACGUCAGAAAUGUCCUCUUUGCACUUUUGUAUUUGAUUUGUAUCACAUGGCACUGACAGACUAUGUUCUUUUUAUACCCUGUUAUAGUGAAAGUAGCUCGUUUUUCUGCCUUCUCUUAUGGGAGUUAAUGUAAUUCAUUUAAGUAGGCAAUACUGGUCAAACUGACAUCAGAUGUAAAAGAAAUAACUCAUUGUUUUUGCAGAUGCAGCUGUACAAAAUAAAGACUGAAGUUGCUUCGUCAUUUAUUUCCCAUAA